AAUAAUUAAAGGAAGGAAGAAGAAGCCAGAAAGAAAGGGAAGAACAUUAAUAAGAAUGUCUGCUAACAAAGAUAACAAUGGAGAGACUGGUACUGAUGCUGUAUACAUUAGGAACCAGUUUGAGUAUGAUAGGAUGCAGUCAAUACAUGAAGAUAUUGUUGCUAUUGAGAGAUUCCAUGAGAUGAAGGACUCAAGGGUAGACACCAUCAUCUAUACUGUGUUUGUUUUUGAGGCAUUAGUAACAGGAUUUCUAGCUGGGAUGAUCACUGAACACUAUUACAUUGUACACUCAAUUAAAGUUCUAGUCCUCCUACCAUUGAGGUGGUAUGUGUUCAAACAAAUUGGUAAACAUUAUUUCAUGCUAGAGCUCUGCACAUGGAUACACAUACUCAUCAUGUUCUACAUAUGGUCCCCAUGGAAACCUCCUGGGAUGUUCCCUGCUCUGUUCCUCUUUGCUCAUGGUCCUUUGAUAUGGUCAGUCUAUUACUGGAGGAAUGCAUUUGUACCUCAUUCAUCAGAGAAGAUGUGUACACUGUUCAUUCAUAUAGCACCAGCAUUGGUCACUUGGAGCAUCAGGUGGUACAGUACCCCAGAUCAAGGGUUUGACUUGUGUGCUAAUCCAACAGAGCCUGGAGUUAAUGGAUGUAACAGCAUUGGUUGGGAUGAACUGCUACUCUAUCCAUUUAUAAUAUAUGGAAUAUGGAUGUCAUACUAUGUACUAAUAGUGUUCUAUUGGAAGGAAAAGAUUAUAAAGGAGAAGAAAUACAUGACAGCAUUCACAAUAAUGUCACAAGAGAAGAAGAGAGGUGCUAUCUAUACUGUUACUAAUUGUCUGGGACCAAAGUAUCAGAAACAAAUGUACUUUUCUGCUUAUACACUAGGAGCUGCGUUCUAUAUAGUAAUGGCAUACUUGUGCUUUAUAUCGUUAGUGUAUAAUUACAUUUUCUUUCUGGGGUUUGUGCUGGUUGCCAGUUACAAUGGAGCUACUUUCUAUAUCAAGGUUGUUGGGAAAGAAUAUUAUAAAAGUGAAGAAAAGAAAAGUGAAUAAUUGAACAACUUGCAAGACAUUCACAUUGACAAUACUUCUUUUACAAUAUGAUAAUACUUAAGUUAGUUAACAUACACACGUACAAAUUUGUAAUAGAAGUGAGCUGAUACAUAAAAAACUGUUACAUGUGA
This is a messenger RNA of Amphimedon queenslandica, 1179 nucleotides long. RefSeq lists its product as uncharacterized. Gene Ontology annotation, biological process: phosphatidylcholine biosynthetic process. Bases 56 to 1048 code for a protein of 330 amino acids. The transcript has 6 exons. Lineage: Eukaryota; Metazoa; Porifera; Demospongiae; Haplosclerida; Niphatidae. The record is from RefSeq and is a predicted model, not a curated record.